CAAUGGGAGAGGUCGAAUCGCGGGCACCAGGAAGUGAAGAGCAUCCGGCGGCGGUACAAGUUGUUGGCGCGGCGUUCGGGAUGGUUUGUAUCGUUUGUGAAGGUUGGUGGAAUCUGUGAGUAGGAGACAUGGCUCUGCUGCGACUCAGGAACACGAAGGGCCCAAACGCAGCUGAGAUAGAGAGGAAAAUCAAGAGAGGAAAUGCCCUGAGGCAGGGGUCUUCGUGGCGGGGGUCUCGCGGUCUGUUAGCCCUGCUUCUGGUUGUUACGUGUGGCUGUGCGGCGGCUACUUGGCUCUACGUGACCUCUUUGGACAGUGACAUCACAGAGAGUCUGGCCCGCCAGAGGGAAAUCAUCUCUCCUGAGCCCAGAGUCUACCUUGUCCCAUGCUCUGAAGACUACGACAACUACAAACGGUAUCCAGGAUGCACACCUCAGAAAUGUGGCCGAGCAGUUACAGACAGCGCGGUGACGAGGGAGGAGGCUCAGGUCCUCCGGAGGUUGGCGGAGAGGGCGCUGGCACUGGCGGGGUCCGAGGGAGGAGCUUCCAUCCUGGACCUGCACUCCGGAGCGCUGUCGAUGGGAAAGCAGUUCGUCAACAUAUACAGGUAUUUUGGAGAUCAGAUCAGGGACGUCUUCACACAAGAGGAUUUUCAGCUUUACAGAGACGUCCGAGGGAGAAUCCAGGCCAUCGUUGCCAGGACGUUUGAUUUGGACCCAACUCUGCUAUACCUCACCAAGCCCACUUUCUUCUCCAGAAUCAACAGCACAGCAGCCAAGACCCAACAUGACGAGUACUGGCACCCACACAUCGAUAAGGUGACUUAUGGCUCUUUUGACUACACCUCUCUCCUCUACCUGUCUGACUAUGGCUCAGACUUCACUGGUGGAAGAUUUGUCUUCAUGGAUCAAAAUGCCAAUCGGACUGUGGAGCCACGGGCAGGACGAGUGUCUUUCUUCUCUUCUGGGUCGGAGAACCUCCACCGCGUGGAAAAGGUAACAUGGGGCACACGCUACGCCAUCACCGUGUCCUUCACCUGUGAUCCCGCUCACGCCAUUUCUGACCCGACCCUUCCCUGAAGCAUCCGUGGAUGAUUGGGGGGGCGUUGCUGUUCGGAUGAACCCUGCAACAGAGAGGAGCAGGAAGCGAAUGAGCAAAACAUCCAGAGAACUCCAGGGACUCUAUAUACCUGGACCCACAUCGAGCAAGAAUAAUUCAGUUGAAAUGGCAAAAUAAAAUGGAGUGAAAUCCAAUCUAGCAGCUGUGGUACCGGCGCACUAACGUUUCCAAUGAAUUAUAGGGGAGAUGGAGCAGCAGCAACCAGCUGUAGUUAAACUUUAGACCGUUAAAUGACCUCCGCUCCAUCAGCAGCCAGCCUUUGCUUUUGAAACGCUGCUAUUCCACAGGAAAAAAAGCUCAUCUGGACUUUCAGCUCCUGUUUGAGAGGCUGUAAUUAUCCCGAUCCAAAUGAGCAACGCGAAGUGUAAGGACACAAGCAUAGCUGCCGAUGUGAUUCCUGGUAAGGCUCAAAAUCUAGAAGCAAUUCUAAUGUCAACCUUUGCUACAUGGCUCACCCACAAAGUGUUUCUUCAAACUGAUAUUUUAUCUGAUGACUUUGGUGGCGAGCCUGUCCUCACUGCUGUCAUUUAGAAACCGACUGUUGCAACGCUGACUUUGACCCGUGUAACAGUAUGUUUGGGGUUGCUGUGUUGGUUAUUCUGUGUCCAUCUGCAAAGAUUUGUCUUUUUUUUUUUCCUUCUGAUACUAGAACCAACAGUUCUCAGGUGUCCGGCAUCUUUAUGGUCAUUCAGGAAAGCGGUGGUUUGACAAAAUGUUUUCUCUUUUUGAAAAAAUACACAAAUGCCAAACUCAGCCAGACAUGUUUCAGGUUCCUGACCUGGGAGGUAGUUUUAAAAAGCAGCAGAUGGAGAGUUUGUCGAAAGGGUCUUUUUGAUACAAGUCCAUGUGCCAAAGCCUAAUUUUAACUCGGAUGUAUUGUUUUUUUUAUGUAUUUUGUAGUUAUUAAACUUUAAGAUCUGA
This is a messenger RNA of Nothobranchius furzeri (turquoise killifish), 2040 nucleotides long. RefSeq names its product 2-oxoglutarate and iron dependent oxygenase domain containing 3 (gene ogfod3). NCBI's taxonomy places the organism in Eukaryota, Metazoa, Chordata, Actinopteri, Cyprinodontiformes, Nothobranchiidae. Gene Ontology annotation, cellular component: membrane. Gene Ontology annotation, molecular function: iron ion binding; oxidoreductase activity, acting on paired donors, with incorporation or reduction of molecular oxygen; L-ascorbic acid binding. The record is from RefSeq and is a predicted model, not a curated record.